Colletotrichum navitas is the source of this 715-nucleotide messenger RNA. RefSeq lists its product as uncharacterized. The transcript has a single exon. Bases 202 to 681 code for a protein of 159 amino acids. The record is from RefSeq and is a predicted model, not a curated record. NCBI's taxonomy places the organism in Eukaryota, Fungi, Ascomycota, Sordariomycetes, Glomerellales, Glomerellaceae.
GGAGGAGCUCGCUCCUUGGGACUUCCGGCGAGGGUGAGAGGUCAGGAGACGGUGCCAUUGGAAAGAGUGACUGCUGAGAGCCGCCGGCGCCAUCCAGAACAGCGAGUGCUUGUCCCCGCAGAGUGGCGCGCUUGAGCAGCUUGACGGCAACGGAUCAGCCGACUCCCCUUUCCGAAAGGCUGUCCAUUGGCUGACGGCACCAUGAUGUACCUGUACGUUAGGCACACUACACUAUUCGUAGACGGGGUAAGGUCUUGGGUCAGGAGCGGCCUCGGCGACAGCGGUUGGACAUCAAUUUUGUGCCUCGCACGGAAAACUUUGCUGAACUCAAGACUCGUGUUGGCAAGUGCUCGCUGUGCAUCACCUCAGACGCCAUGUGACAGCGAACGACGUCGAUAUCGAGUCAUUUUUGCAACAAAAAAAAAAAAAACGAUUCUUCCACUUGGGUUGGUUACGUGGCUGUUUCUCUGCAUUUCUUGCUGCCGAAACCGCCAACAUGCGAUGAUUGGCAGAGUGUACAACCGGCAUGGACCCAUGAGAAAUGCGGCUCGUCGUACCUCAGCAUUCUCAAGAUUCGCUGAGCCUGACGAGACUACAGCUGUUGGCCACGGGCCGUGUUUAGGUGAGACAGGACGCGUCAAAGGCUUGCCAAUCUUAUCGGUGCGGUGCCAUUUCCCCUAGAAUGCGGAACAAGGAGAAGCAAGCAACGGCAGGC